Setaria italica (foxtail millet) is the source of this 2716-nucleotide messenger RNA. Its product is annotated as MAR-binding filament-like protein 1. The record is from RefSeq and is a predicted model, not a curated record. Gene Ontology annotation, molecular function: chromatin binding. Gene Ontology annotation, cellular component: condensin complex; condensed chromosome; chromatin. The transcript has 3 exons. The coding region runs from base 164 to 2431 and encodes 755 amino acids. NCBI's taxonomy places the organism in Eukaryota, Viridiplantae, Streptophyta, Magnoliopsida, Poales, Poaceae. Gene Ontology annotation, biological process: mitotic chromosome condensation.
GCUUGCGCGUCGCCACUCCCUAGUCCCACUCCCAAGUCCCAACCCCAACGCACCGCCAUUUCCAUUGCCACAAAUGCUCGCGUGAUUAACCGCACCCGCCUCCAGCUAGCGAAGCAGCGGCGAGCGGCGGGGGGCUAGGGUUUUUGGUCCCGGCGACGCCGGCAUGGGCUACCACCACCUGCUCCUCCUCUCGCCGCCGGCGGCGCAGCCGCCGCGCCCCUCUCUCCUCCCUGCACCCCGCGGCCGCCGCGCGGGCCGGGCGCCCAGCGCCGUCCUCGCCUCGGCGUCCAACGCCGCCCGCUCCCCGUCGCUGGCGGCAGUGGCGGCGGAUGACGCCACGCGGAGGAGGGCCGUGCUCCUGGUCGGCGUCUCAGUGCUCCCGCUCCUCCGCCUCCGCGACGCCGCGGCGGCGGUCAGGGCGCAGCGCUCCACGGUUGAUCUCGUCACUGAUAGAACAAAUAUUCAAAAGGGUGAUGGAUCUCAGCAUGUGGAGCCUCAGGAAGAAGUAUCUCAGUCUGAUGUGAAAGUACCGCAUGCAAGAAAUCCACUUGCAGGUCUCCUGAAUGCAAUUGCGGUUAUUGCUUCGGGUGUUUUCGCUGGACUUCUUGGUACUUCUCAACAGGAAAAGAACACUUUGCAGUCAACCAUUUCAUCUAUGGAGGCCAAAUUGGUUGAAAAUGAGGCAACAAUGUCUAUGCUUAGGGAAAACUAUGAGAAAAGAAUAUUGGAUGAACAAGCAGAACUGAAGAAACAAGCUAGGAAGUUCCAGGAGGAGGAAGCCUUGCUCCAAGAUCAGUUGGUUUCAUCUAGAAGAACCGUAACAUCUUUAACCGAUGAAGUUCAAAAGGAGAAGGAGCUAGUAGAGCAGCUUAACCUUGAGAUAGAUCGACUUAAGAGAAGUAUUGCAGAAGCAGAGGAAGAUAAACAUGUGUCUGAAGGCAAGUUGAAUGAAAAGAUGGAAAUGCUUGAUAUUUUGCAUGACAAAGUAAAUCUGCUUAGCCAAGAGGUAAAUGGCAAGGAUGAACACAUCAGGGAGCUCAGCUCAUCACUUUCUGCCAAGGAAAAGAACUACCAGAACCUGAAUGCGAUCUACAAUCAAGCCAAAGAGAACCUAGAACAGGCAAAUUCUCAAAUAAAGCAACUAGAGAAAGAUGUUCUUGCAGAUAAAGAUGAUCUUAAAUUAAAGGCAUCAUUGAUUGACUCAUUGAAUGAGAAAGUUCAAACAUUAUGCGCUGAAAAGGGUGAAGUGGAAGAAAAAAUAAGUGCACUAACGAGUCAGUAUAUGGACCUGCAAACUGCUUCUGAAGAGAGGGCAUCUCGCGAUUCUCAACUAUUAUCUGAGAAAGACGAUAAGGUCAAUCAGCUUGAAGAAAAACUUUCUGCUGCAUUGAGUGACUCUAGUAAAGACAGAACUAGAAUAGCCGAGUUGAACAAUGAAUUGGACACCACCAGAACAAUGCUAGAUAAUGAAGUUGUUGCCAGGAAAAGUUUGUCAGACCUCGUUCAUUCCACUGAAGAGGCACUAAAAGAUUCCAGAAAUGAAGUGUUUAAACUCUCUGAAGAUCUUGAUGAAGUAAAGAGAUCAAAUCAGGACUUGAUGGCCCAGAUUUCAAAAUUAACAGAUGAGGCCAUUGAAGUGAGACAGGCUCUGGCUAAAAAGGUAGAAGAGGCAGAGUCAGUUUCUACAACUCUCUCAGAUGAACUGGCAUCAGUGAGGGAGGUACUUAGAAGGUCACAGGAAGAACUUGAAGUCAUCUCUAACCAAUUAGUUUCUGUUUCAGAAGCACAUAGUGACCUUAACAAAGAACUGCUGGAUGCAUAUAAGAAGCUAGAGUUCACGACGAAUGAGCUAGUUAAAGAACGUAAAAUCAAUGCUACUCUAAACAGGGAGCUUGAGGCUUUGGUGAAACAAUCAGCGAUAGAGUCUGAAGCAAGAAAAGCUCUUCAAGUUGACUUGGAUGAAGCCACUAGAUCACUGAAUGAGGUGAAUCAGAGUACACUGUCUCUUUCUAAGCAGCUGGAAACAACCAAUUCUAAGAUUUCCACUAUUAAAGAAGAGAAAGAGAUGCUAUCGAAGGCUCUUGAGGAACAAAAGAAGAGUACAGUUGAAGCUCAGGGGAACAUGGAAGAUGCUCAGAAUACAAUCCAAAGGCUUGGGACCGAGAGGGAGAGUUUUGAAACGAGGUCUAAGCAGCUUGAAGAUGAAUUGGCCACGGCAAAAGGUGAGAUAUUGCGUUUGAGGAGGCAGAUUAGUACAAGUGGGUCUGAGAAUACCGAAGUUGUUCUAGAAACAGGUGCAACACCGAACACCAGUCAAUCUCUGAAAGAACAACCUGUGAACGAUCGUGUUCAAAAUACUAACAGUGCUGGUGCUGUAGCUCGUUCCCGUAAACGGGUUUAUAGGAGGAGAAAAGGCAGACCAGCGGCCUGAGCAGUGAACACUAUCUGAAUGCCAAAAGCAAGAAUUACCAUUCUUUCGUUUCCUCUAUUUAGUCACGUUUUUAGAACAAAUAUUGAACUUUCGUCUUUCAAAGAGUAGCGUCAGGCCUCUUCUACAGUAUUACCUUAGGUGAUACCGGCUCUUUUGUUGUAACCCUACUGAAAGAGAGAAUAUUGCCGUACUUACAUAUGUUGAGCUUGCAACUGAGAAUGUAUGUUAGUCUGUACAGAUCUGUUGUUGAUCUCUCAUGAUACCAAAUUUGCGGUUUUGUUCCUA